AUGGAGGCCGCAUACAGAUUGGGCCUGAUUUACUUCUACUGCCUGGGGGCCACCCACCGCACUGAGGGCAUUCAGUUGCUCAACCGGGCCGCGGUCGCCGACCAUCCUGCAGCCGUCUACGCCAUUGCCGUCAUUCACUUCAACGGCAGCGGGGGGGCACGUGAGGACAAGGACCUCGUCUCGGGAGUGACUCUGUGCGCGAGAGCCGCGCUGCUGGGACACCUGGACGCGGUCAGAGAGCUAGGACACUGCCUACAGCACGGUUACGGGCUGAUCCAGGACGUCCCCGCCGGCCGCAAGCUCCUGCAGCUGCUCGAGAACGGCGACCACGCGGCCGCGACCGAGAAGGCGAUGGAGGCCCUCGUCAACAGCAUGAAGCAGCCGCAAGCCCUGAAGUUUCGUGCACGUGACCACUACCAUCCACAGCCCGGAGACUCGCCCCGGCCCAACAGGCGGCCGCGCUUCAUUCCCCGGCCGACCAACAUGGGCGUGGCGAGCCCCCGGAAGGCGACCGUGGAGGAGGGGAGAUCGGACGGCGGGGAAGGAAAGGUGCCCACGAUCGUGGCGCAGGUCAGCCAGGCCACGAAGCGCGCGCGCGUGGAGGCAGAGAAAGCGAUCGCGGCUUUUCGAGUGGCGAGGCAAGAGGCGGAGAGGAGGAAGGGGCUGGAGUCCCCGAGCGGGAAGAAGAGUCCAAGGGGGAGGGAGGGCAGGAGGCGCGACGUCGGCGCGCAGGGUUUGGAGGGUUUGGACGGCGACAGCUCGACCGCGUUCAUGGUGAACUGGUUCAAAAAGGCGGCGCGAGUGGUGCCGGGGGGAGCCCCCGGCCUGAGGCUGUGCUCGCACGAGCACUGCGGGCGGGUGGAGACGCGGCGGCACGAGUUCAGGAGGUGCAGCGCAUGUGGGAGCGUCAACUACUGCUCAACAGUCUGUCAGGAGAGAGACUGGAAGGCGCGCCACAGAAAGGAGUGCACCCGUCUCGCGGCGCAAAAUGUGGACGAGGAGGAAGAGGACGAAGAUAUGGACGGGGAUGAUGAUCAAGACGAGAACGAUGACGUAGAUGGAGAGGAGGACGAAUGGGAUGCAGACGAUAUCGACGAGGAAGAUGCCGCUCUCUUUGGAUUUUGA
This is a messenger RNA of Klebsormidium nitens, 1125 nucleotides long. The record is from the annotation of a GenBank genome assembly. NCBI's taxonomy places the organism in Eukaryota, Viridiplantae, Streptophyta, Klebsormidiophyceae, Klebsormidiales, Klebsormidiaceae.